UACGUCACACUUCGGGACUCUAUUGCGUUUUCUAGUUGAUUUUGUUAUUUGUUAUCAUGUAGGGCGGCUGGAAUGUGUCAAUAGAAUGUGCUAACGUUUUUAUGUGUCGGAUGGUGGGGGUACGCGAGCCGAGUCAGGAUGUAUGUAGGUGGUGGUAGCCUUUGUCGAAAAAAAGUCUGGGAACCCCUGUCCUAGAUCCUAGAGAACUCUGGUCCUAAGGCACUCAAGACCGCCCUGAAAACGAAAGGGGCGGGGUUUCAUAGUCUUGAACCGGGAUUUCCUGAUUGCAACACAAGGAUGAAUGUGGGCGUAGCUCACAGUGAGGUGAACCCCAAUACGAGGGUUAUGAACAGCCGUGGCAUUUGGCUGGCUUACCUGUUGCUGACUACUGUGUUGCACGUCGUGCUACUGAGUAUUCCAUUCUUCAGCGUGCCUGUUGUGUGGACCCUGACAAAUGUCAUCCAUAAUCUGAUUAUGUACUUGUUCUUGCACACGGUGAAAGGCACUCCGUUUGAAACACCUGACCAGGGUAAGGCCCGCCUCCUCACACAUUGGGAACAGAUGGACUAUGGCAUACAGUUCACUUCAUCUCGGAAGUUCCUCACCAUCUCCCCAAUUGUGCUGUACCUCCUGGCCAGCUUCUACACAAAGUAUGAUGCUACCCACUUCCUGGUCAACACAUGCUCACUUCUCAGUGUGCUUCUUCCGAAGUUGCCACAGUUUCAUGGAGUGCGCAUCUUUGGAAUCAACAAAUAUUGACUGGGGAUGGGAUUUUCAGCUUUCCGUAUAGUUUUUCUUACCUCAGGUUGACCAAGGCUGAAGUGUAAAGGAAGAAGAUGGGUUUACCUCUGCAUCUAAGGGACUUUUCUUAUGUCAGCUGUGAAAUGCUGACCAUCACCCAGUUGUCCUUGUUAAUAAUAUUGCCUAAAUUUAAGUGAUUAUAUAAUAUGCAAAAUAUGAUGACCAUGGCUAGUUAUCUGUGUAAGGUCAGCAAGAGAACAGUAGUGGGUGAAUGAUGUGAAGACUUGGUCUCUUGUUGCUGAUAUUUUCAAAAUGAUUUUUGAAAUACUAUGAAAAAAGUUCCAUGCCUUGAAGUGGAAAUGGGGUGACUGAUGGAUAGGCAUAGAUGCAGUGCUACUCAAUAGCCACCUCCCACUACUGAAUGUGUGCUACUGCGUUAUUUAUUUAUUAAAGUCAGUGAUUGCCUUACAUUCUCAUAUACUAUUGUUGCCAUGAUAUUAAUACCUUCCUGAUUUUUUUGUUGUUGUUACUUUAAGGUUUGUAGAGAGAGUAUAAAGAGGGUUGUGAGGGUUACUUUGACCAAAAAAAAGGACCAGUUUAGAAUAUAGGUUUAUCUGAGAAACAAGGUAUGGCUAAAUGCAUAUGAAGAAGCCAAACUGUCAAGCUAUAAGCAGGUGGUUUAAUAUGCUCAAUGCACAUUCCUUAACCCCCAAAGAAAAUAGUUUGCCCAUGUGAAGUACAUUGUUAAAGUAUACAUUUGUUAAAGUUUUAACUUGGUAGCAGUCUUUUGAAUGUGCACUUGAAAGUGUGCAACAACAUUGAAAAUAGGUCAUGUCUGAGGGAGGAUAAUAUUUUUGAAAUGUCAGAUGAUUUUAUUGUUAUGGUUUUGAUUUUGCAAGUUAUUUUUUCACAACUGCACAAAUGACAAAUACAAUUAAUAAAAACAUUUGCUGUUUAAAACAUA
Alosa sapidissima (American shad) is the source of this 1705-nucleotide messenger RNA. It is a transcript of the gene ormdl2, whose product is annotated as ORMDL sphingolipid biosynthesis regulator 2. The transcript has 4 exons. The record is from RefSeq and is a predicted model, not a curated record. The coding region runs from base 298 to 759 and encodes 153 amino acids. Lineage: Eukaryota; Metazoa; Chordata; Actinopteri; Clupeiformes; Clupeidae. Gene Ontology annotation, biological process: intracellular sphingolipid homeostasis; negative regulation of ceramide biosynthetic process; ceramide metabolic process. Gene Ontology annotation, cellular component: endoplasmic reticulum membrane.